Penicillium hordei is the source of this 1470-nucleotide messenger RNA. Its product is annotated as putative vacuolar sorting protein SNF7 family protein. The coding region runs from base 1 to 1470 and encodes 489 amino acids. Lineage: Eukaryota; Fungi; Ascomycota; Eurotiomycetes; Eurotiales; Aspergillaceae. Gene Ontology annotation, biological process: late endosome to vacuole transport via multivesicular body sorting pathway; vesicle budding from membrane. The transcript has 4 exons. The record is from RefSeq and is a predicted model, not a curated record. Gene Ontology annotation, cellular component: cytoplasmic side of plasma membrane; multivesicular body; ESCRT III complex.
AUGAUGAGCCAACUACUGAAAUAUAUCCUCACUCACGAGGAAGCAUUCCGAAGAAACCGUUUACCCUCUCUCUACUCCGACUUCACACCUCAGAAGAAGACAAACCCCGACGGCUACUCUGUUAACGUCGCCGCAUGGGAACAAGCACUCAACCGUGCCGCAAAGCGCGGCUAUACCUCCUCACGCGGUGUGCGGGUACGUUCCGGCUCGACCACAUCGGCUAAGAGCGGAACAACACCCGUGAAACGAAAGAAGACAGACCACCUUAUUCUGCGAACGGAUGAGUCGCUGCUCCGGGAUUUAGAGAGUCCGGAGUGGGGGAGGCCCGUAGCUCUGGGUACUGUAUUUGACGAGGCAGUGCGCAAUAAUUCGAUGAUUCCCUUGCCAGUUUACAAGACCACUGCUGGCCUUUUGCAAAAGAAAAGUCAGUGGAGGCUAAUUGAUCCCGGGGUUCUCAGUCCUUGGAAUGUCAUGAGCUGGGGAGCUCGGCAGCUCAAGGGCUUUGUUGUAGGUUCUGAGAGCGAUUCGGCACCGAAGCUGCAGGUGCAGGAGUUGGUCUUGGUAGAGAACCUACAGGAAGCGGCAGACCUAGCAGUCAAGAAAGCCACAGGCAGCAACCCAUCCAAGCUUGACCUUAUCUACUCCAGGGAAAGCUUUGUUGAAGAGUUCGCGGCCAUACUGAAUGAUGCUACGGAAUUAUCAGAUGCAGAUUUUGAUGUCUUAUUGCUUUAUUUAUCCCGCGAUAGAGGUGCCAUUGCAUAUGACGGCAAGACAAUCAAGUUCAAAUCAGUAGAUGAAUCGGCGGAGAUCACCCAACAGGACACAACCAUUGCAUCCAUCAAGACGUUGGUGUCGACUAUGUCGAAACAGGUCACGAACCUGGAAGAAAAGAUCGCCGAGCUGACUAUGUCUGCAAAGACAGCCUUGGCGAACAAGAAUCGCAUUUCAGCGCUGUCCGCUGUGCGUUCCAAGAAGAUGGCUGAACACAACCUCCAGCAGAGGUUUAAUACCCUCAUGCAGCUCGAGGAGGUUUAUUCAAAGAUCGAGCAAGCUGCUGGCCAGGUGGACAUGGUGCAGGUCAUGCAGGCAAGCACUGGUGUGCUUCGCGGUCUGCAUACUCAGAUCGGCGGCGCCGAGAGGGUUGAGGACAUCGUUGAAGAACUGCGGGAGGAGAUGACCAAGGUGGAUGAGGUCGGAAGCAUCAUGAACGAGGCCGGCCCAAUUAUUGACGAGGGAGAGAUCGAUGAUGAGCUUGCGGCGAUGGAGAAGAGCGACAGAGAGGCGAGAGAGAAGGAGGAGGCAGCAGUCACCAAGAACAGGCUUGCCGAACUGGACAGUGUCAAGCAAGCUUCAGAUGAGGCCUCCCGCCGAGCACGUGCGGCCGAAGAUGCGGACUCGGCUCUUGCAGAUAACAUUAUUGACAGGCUCUCUAACAUGUCUGUCGAGGACCGCCCCAUGCAAGCAAACUGA